This is a messenger RNA of Amphibalanus amphitrite, 1832 nucleotides long. RefSeq names its product zinc finger protein OZF-like. The transcript has 6 exons. The record is from RefSeq and is a predicted model, not a curated record. Lineage: Eukaryota; Metazoa; Arthropoda; Thecostraca; Balanomorpha; Balanidae. The coding region runs from base 99 to 1388 and encodes 429 amino acids.
UGCUCAUUUGAAUCAUGAAUCGGAUUGGUAAGCUGGCAAACUGAGGCUUAUCAUAAAUGUUGACUGAGUGAACAAGAUAUUCAGCAUUAGCAAUAGGUAUGGCAUCUCCUUCAGUGUUCGAAGAUGAGCAGUGUGAUGUGAAGCCAGACAUCAACGUACUGAAGCGAAUUAUGGAUAGCAGCAAUGGUCCUGACGCUUCAUCUCCUUCAUACUCAGGAGAGGGCGCACCAGAUGUGAAACCUGAUGUUAAAAUGCCGAGGAUAGAAGUGGAGUCACAUGAUGCAUCUAUAGAUUCCUCGUCUGCGAGUAGGGAAGAUGCUGUCGGUGAUGCCGUUGAUGAUGUCAUCGACCCUCGCCUGUGCGUGUCUACUGAAAUGAAACAGGAAAGGGAUGAGGAAGAUAGGACUGCCUCAUCAGCAGCCGACACUGGAUCCCGUAACGCCAAAUCUACCCGGACCAGAUCUACGAAACGGAAGACCAUCUCAAGUGGCUUCAACCUCCAACCUCCAACUUCACCCUCCAACAAGACCUCCAACAGCGACAGCGCUUCGCCAAACAACACCAGUUGUACGCAACAUGACUGCUUUGAGUGCGGUAAAUCCUUUCCCACCACCUCUUUACUAUCAUCCCAUCUAAAAUCGCACUCAUCCGAUCGACCUUACGCGUGUCUGGAUUGUGGAGGUAGUUUUAAACGCAGGUCCAAUCUGAUUCGCCACCGUCGGACACACACUGGCGAACGGCCUCACGUUUGCACCGACUGUGGAGCCACUUUUACAGAAAUAGGAAAGCUUGCGAUCCAUAGAAGGCUGCAUACUGGGGAGACUCCGUACGAAUGUGAGACAUGUGGUGAGGCGUUUAGACGGAAAGAGAUGUUGGUUAAACACAUGAACAGUCAUGAGAACCUGGAGGUGUUCCCGUGCACACAGUGUGAUAAGGUGUAUAACAACAAGCAGUUGUUCAUUAAUCACAGCGCUUACUUUCACGGAAUUAAUCGUGAUGUUGAGAAUGACGACACGCAUGAUGACAAAACGGACGAGGCUGCGGCGAGUCCUCACAACUCAGCGGCAACCCGCAGAAACUCCAACUUCGUGGUGGAAAAACCGCACGAAUGUGAAAUAUGCGGAAUGGCCUUCUAUCAGCGUAGUAGACUUGCCGGGCAUCUUAAACAUCACACGGAUGAGAAGCCAUUUCAGUGCGAGAUAUGCAGUGUUAGCUUUCGGAGGAGGUGUGAUUACAGUCUCCACAAGGCUACUCAUAGCUUGCAUGAUAGGUUUACCUGUGAAGAUUGUGGCAAGACGUUUGCGAAGCGGGCGCUUUUUCUGAGACAUUGCACGAUACAUAAUUUAUUUCAUACGGAACCCUCUGCGGGAGGUACCAGUGUAAACUGAUGCAGGUGGUGUAAAUGUAGGAUGUCCUCAGUUCUCUUCAUCGGUCCUCACAUGGCAGAGUGAGAACUCUGUGUGCGCGCGCGUGUGUAUGUGUGUGUGUGUGUGUGUGUGUGCGUGCGUGUUGUGACUGGUGUUAGCGUGUGUGUGUCGAUAAUCUAGUCGAUACGCAUAAUCUAGUCGAUACGCAGGUGGUGGGAAUGAAAACUGAUGUCCUCGGUUGUCGUCUUUGGUCCUCACAUUGGUAAGUCAGAACUAUGCAAUCUGCAUGCCUGUGUGUGUGUGUGGGGGGGGGGGGUGUUUGUGUCGGCAGGAAUCUUCCAAAAGGGUUCAUAUUUAAAGGGCUGUGUGUCAUGAUGUGAUUGUAUCUCUAUCUGGAUAUUUGUUUGUGUGUCACUAUGAAACGUCCACAGCACAAUACCAAUGGAAAUACAUACUUAUACGAUG